Chenopodium quinoa (quinoa) is the source of this 1311-nucleotide messenger RNA. RefSeq lists its product as uncharacterized. NCBI's taxonomy places the organism in Eukaryota, Viridiplantae, Streptophyta, Magnoliopsida, Caryophyllales, Amaranthaceae. Bases 1 to 1311 code for a protein of 436 amino acids. The record is from RefSeq and is a predicted model, not a curated record. The transcript is spliced from 2 exons.
AUGUUUCAAGGCUGGGGUAUCACUUCGAAUUUUUCUUUGAUUAAAGGGGGUAGGAUUCUUGUUACUUGGCUUCCAGAUUUCUUUCAGAUUCAGAUCUUGCAGAUUCAUGCUCAGUUUAUUCAUUUGAGAGUUAAGAAUAUGACAAUUUCUAAUGAGUAUUUUCUUACAGUGGUGUAUGGUGUAAAUGAUAGUCUUGGUAGAGAAGAGUUGUGGGGUAGGUUGAAGGAGAUGGGAGGUAAAAGUCAAGAGCCUUGGAUCAUUUCUGGGGACUUUAAUUCUCCUCUGAAUUAUGAUGACAAGGUGGGGAGACCUAUUACUCAUUCUGAGAUUGAUAGUUUUAGAGAAUGUGUGGAUUUUUGUGAAGUUCAGGAUAUGAAGUGUAUUGGUGGUAAAUUCACUUGGAAUAACAAGAAAAAGGGUGACAUCAGAGUUUACUCUAAAAUUGAUAGAACUAUGGUAAAUGAGGCCUGGAUUAGUGCUUUCCCUGAUUCUCAUGUUCAUUACCUUCCUGAGCUUUACUUUGAUCAUUGUCCAGCAGUGAUUAAGCUUGAUGAGGGUAUAAUGGUGGGUAAGCCAGGGUUCAAGUUUCUUGAUAUGUGGGUUUCUCACCCUACUUAUCAUGAGAUAGUGAGGAAGGUUUGGGAGAUGGAUCUUUAUGGGGUUCACAUGUAUAAGGUUGUUAAAAGAUUGAAAGCUUUGAAGUGUGAGUUAAAAAAACUUCAUAAGUCUAAGUUUGUGGAUAUUGAGAGUAAAUUUAAUGUGGCUCAGUUGAAUUUAAUGAAGCUACAGAAAGAUAUUCAGAGUAAUAUUGAUGAUGAUAGUUUGAGAAACAAGGAGUUUGAGAUGCUGGAGGAUUUUUCUCAAAUUAGAAACCAGUAUUUUUCUUGGUUGUCUCAGAAAGCCAAGACUAACUGGCUUCAAGUUGGGGAUGAGAACAAUAACUUUCAUAGAAGCAUUAAGAUGAGAAAAUACAGGAAGAGAGUGAUUGCUGUAAAGAAUACUUCUGGAGUUUGGUGUGAUAAUCCUAGGACAGUUUCUGAGGCUUUUAUUGAGUAUUAUAAAGGUCUUCUUGGUGAUGAUCCAGGGGAAGAGGAUGAUGUAAGAAAGGCUAUUUUCUCUAUUCCUAGGGCUAAAGCUCCAGGACCUGAUGGGUAUAACAGCACAUUUUUCAAUUCUUCUUGGAAUAUUGUUGGUGAUCAAGUGGCUGAUGCUGUACUGCAGUUUUUUGAGACUGGUAAGUUACUUAAAGAGUUGAACUGUACUAUUCUUACUUUAAUCCCUAAGGUUGAGCAUCCAGAAUCUGUCACUUAA